AUGAAGGAAGUGCCUAUAUUGUUGGUUGCCAACAAAAUUGAUUUGCGCAAUGCUCCAGGUGCUCAUGAAAAUGUUUCUAGUUUUGUUUCAAAAAAGGAAGGAGAAAAUUUGGCCGAGUUAUUGUCUACCGAUUUUAUUGAAACUAGUGCUUUAGAUGGAACUAAUGUCGAGACUGCUUUAUUACUUCUUGUUGGUGCAAUGAUGAAAUCGGAAGAUGACCAUUUAAAACAAACUGCGUUAAUAUUACAAAGUUCUGACAAAAAGAAAUGGCGGUGUAUGAGCUGUGGAAAUUGAAAAAAAAUUUUUU
This is a messenger RNA of Meloidogyne enterolobii, 307 nucleotides long. The record is from the annotation of a GenBank genome assembly. NCBI's taxonomy places the organism in Eukaryota, Metazoa, Nematoda, Chromadorea, Rhabditida, Meloidogynidae.